Molecule: messenger RNA, 908 nt
Organism: Desarmillaria tabescens
Lineage: Eukaryota; Fungi; Basidiomycota; Agaricomycetes; Agaricales; Physalacriaceae
Product: ceramidase
Exons: 6
Coding region: 1-747 (248 amino acids)
Biological process (GO): ceramide catabolic process; ceramide biosynthetic process
Cellular component (GO): endoplasmic reticulum membrane
Source: RefSeq, a predicted model, not a curated record
AUGCAGGCUAACUACCGAUUCUCCCAUUACAUCGCCGAGUUUGCCAAUACGCUCUCCACCACGAUUUUCUUGAUUCUUGCUGCUUACGGGACCUUUAGAGCUCGCCGUGAAUCUCUCCCGACGAGAUACGUGCUCAGUUAUGCCUUUCACGCAACCCUGCUGUUUCAUUUCCAGCUCGCAGAUGAGCUACCUAUGAUAUAUCUCGUCUCCAUCAGUUGCUGGUUCCUUUAUGACCGCAUUCCUGGUUAUAGGAUAUCCUCGGCUGCAAACCCUCUCCUCCCUCUUAAUCGUGUAUGUAUUCUCAUAUUCCAUCCGGCGGUUGACAGUAUCACUGACAUCCUUGCAAGUAUCGCCAAUCGUAAUCCCAUUUAUUUUCAAUGGGUUUUUGCAAUCCUGUGUAUCGCCAAAGUCGCCCUCAUUACACACCUUCUAAUGUGGUCUAAAGAACAUUUAGCUAUCUCGGAAGAUGCAAAAUACAGCAUUGCGAGCAUCUUCAGCAUCGGAGCCGUCCUUUUUGUUAUUGGCUUCGUUAUCUGGAACAUUGAUGGUCUGUGCUGUGAUUAUUUGACUGACUGGAAGUCACCGGUGGGGCACGCAUGGUGGCAUCUGUUCUCGGGAUUUGGUGUAUAUUUCAUGUUUGUCGGAACACAUUGUGAUUCACUUUGUGUCAAGGACCAUCACAAAAAUUAUGCAGUUGAAUAUCGUUAUGGAAUCCCAUUCAUCGGGCACGUACAUAAGGAAGAAUAGUGAUAUACUUCGAUCUGCUAUCAUGGUGUACCGCCAGCGUUGAGCAGAGAUGAAAAACACAUGAAUUAAAUUAGUCGCUACAUUGCGAAGGUAUAUCUGUUCUUAACUUUCUAGUAGAAGUGACCGGCAUAGACUUCGAAAGAGCAAUCACACUCUACAAG